GGCGAAGCAAGAAACUAGUGACUAUCUCCAGCGAUCAUCAGGAACCAGGCUCUUGGAAACCAUCCCUCAACCCGUAGGUGAUUUGCGCCGCCCGACACGAAAACUGCAUCGGUGGGUUUCAACCCUUUAAGAGUGUCGAACCCUCGAAGAUGACACACAAACACCCGAUACUUUUUUGUCUUACAAUUAUGAUGUUUUUCAAUCCUAUUUACUCUGCUUACUUGGAAAUCCUUGAACUUAAUGAAAAUCCCGGUAUAGUUGCGUUCAAGACUAAUUCAGUCUUUAUAAAAGAAGGAUCUCACACACUAUUCCAUAGAUUUAAUUUAUUUUCCUUUACCGUCGUUCUCAAGCAGUAUGAAUCCAUUAUUUUGAACAUUGAAGAAAACCCAAAGAUAGCAGAACUAGUUAAAAUUCUUAAACAAAAGCAGAGUCAGGCUUAUUUUAUCCUUGAAAAUUUAACCGCUAGAAGUAGAAAAACAAAACGAUCUCUUAAUUUUCUUGGGUCCACCUUAAAAAUGAUUACAGGGAAUCUCGAUAAUGAAGAUUUGUUAAAAAUAGAAAACCAACUUGAAAUUCUUAAAAAUCCAAAUAACCUUUUAGUAACAGAGAAUAAUGAACAAAUUCAAAUUAAUAAAUUGUUUGAGGAAAGGAUUAACAAUAUUACUAAACAAGCUUAUAGACAGUCUAGGGAAAUAGAUAGCAUCAUUAAACAGACAAGACUGAGCUUAGACAGACCUGUCGAAUGGGAACAUCUCCUGCACCUACACAACAUCAUCUUCAACAUCGACAUGAUCAACCAGCAGCUGUCUACAAUUUUCGAGGCCAUUCAGUUGUCCAAGUUGGGUUUAAUUUCAAAGGCUUUCUUACAACCAUCAGAGCUAGAAUUUGCAACGAAUCUGUUGGAGUCACAAGGCGUGGUGAUUAACAGCUAUGACCAAGUUUAUGAGUUUUUGGAACCCAUAGCAUUCCACAAUAACUCAGACAUAAUCCUACUCAUAAAAAUUCCUAAAUUCAGGCAAGGAGAAUUUGUGCAACUCCAAAUAGAAGCCAUUCCACGACAGUUUAAAAUCAUACCGAUAAAUGCAACAAAAGCCAUUGUUGGUAACAAUGAGUCUUACCUAAUUUCCCAUCCAUGCAUGAACAUCGAGCGUAGCAUCAUCUGCGACGUCCAGAUCUUGUUUAACACUUCAAACGACGGAUGCUUACAUGAGUUACUAAGAGGAAAUACGGGUAACUGUACCUUCAUUAGAUCUCCAAUGAAACCUGACACAAAGGAAAUCGAGAAUCUCGGACUGUUAGUUAAAAACUCUGUUGAUCCGACUUCGAUGCAAAACAGUUGUGGAUAUGGUCCGAGGAAUUUAACAGGAACGUUUCUCAUAUCAUUUAGAGAUUGUUCCAUCACCCUCAACGGAAAAACCUUUACCAGCAAAACAUUCAGAGGAGAAUCCAGACCUGUCAUCUUACCCCUACAUUCAGUUAGCGUAGAUGAGUCACAGACAGAACCAGAAUCCAUUGACUAUAUGGAACAACUGCACAUUAGGAAUCGUCAUAAGCUGGAGCACUUAGAAACAGCAAACAAAAGGACUAAAGUGCUCAACAUAGUAGGAAUAGUUCUCAUCACAUGCUUCGUAGCAGUAAUUUUCGCUUUUCUUACGAGAGAAGUUCGUAAACUCAAAAUGAAGCUGACAAUACGGAUCCCUGCAAACAAUGCGUUGGAAAGCUCUCAAACAAUAUUGAACCGAGACGGUUCAAACUAAGGCGGGGGAAGUUAUGGACAUCCCUAGGCUCUACCCACGAUGUUCAGGUAUCCGCCUAUCGUGGACUAGAUGCUGACAAAGCAGUAUCACCCUUGGAGACACUGAGCAUAACCCCCAUACCAGAAUACCCUUUGGACUCCGAGCAUAUUGAUGACACGAUAAAUCGAUACCGGCGCACAGUAACACCGACCAUCCAACGCAACCCAGAACAACCAGGCCAGUUGCCAUCCGGUGAACUUUUGCUGACAUCGAGAAAGCAUCGAACUCAAUCGGAGGACACAGGUGUGCCCUCGGGCUGGUCUGGCUCGAUCAGUCAGUUGGAAGUGAACGUUUGAAUCGAUAGGUCUAAUAGUCAGUUGAAAGCCCUUCUGGCCCAGUAUAAGUGUUAGGAAGUGUGAAAUGUAAAAUUAUAAACAAGAACAUAAUAAAAGUGAUGGGAUUAGGGUAAAUUUGAAACAAGUAGUUUUUUUAAAAACCCUAAUGUGAAGUCCCGUCCAUUUUUAUAUAUGACUAUUUUUUCAUGACAGUGUAUCAGUCAAUGUCUAUAUUCUAGCACUGAAAAAUAAAAAUGAACAUAUUCGAUGUUUAACAUGUGAUAAUGUGGGCCUAAUAAGCGGAUAUCAAUAAACUGCGCGCCCAAUGGUCAUUAAACAAAAUGACUAUAACAGUAACAAAAUUAGCUCAAAUUCGAUGAACAACCAGACCACACUGAUCCAGAGCCAUGUAGUUUCACAUACCAGAUGAAACAAGUACAUAUAUUUGAUGAUAUUGUAGAGAAAAUCAAAAAUUUUGUUUUAUAAGAUGCGAAAUUUAGCGACCUGUGUGAUUUUCUGCGGUUUGAAAAUUCUCGUUGCCUUCAUCUUCAGGCGCCGCCCUGUUAAGGUUAGUGACCAAAAUGGGAAUUUUUUUAAUUAACUUUUCAGAAAACUAGCCUAUUAUAGAUCAUGGAACGUUGAAACAUAGAUUGGUUAAUGUCAAAUGGACGAAAAUGAGGUUUGAAGUUGAAAAACACUUUCGCAUUUUUUCCUGCCGCAUACUGUAUGCCAACGGGUCUUGAGAAACUGUCGGGUGAAGGCCUCUAUUAGCUUUUUGUUCCUCCACCAUCUUUCCCAAAGAUCUUCCAUCGGUAUGUUGACCUGCUAGCCAACUCUUCACCUUCUCUCGUGAAUUUGGAAGUGAGCUCGUACUGCU
This is a messenger RNA of Aedes albopictus (Asian tiger mosquito), 2948 nucleotides long. RefSeq lists its product as uncharacterized. The coding region runs from base 150 to 1757 and encodes 535 amino acids. The transcript has 2 exons. The record is from RefSeq and is a predicted model, not a curated record. Lineage: Eukaryota; Metazoa; Arthropoda; Insecta; Diptera; Culicidae.